This is a messenger RNA of Bufo gargarizans (Asiatic toad), 1535 nucleotides long. RefSeq names its product activin receptor type-1-like. The transcript has a single exon. Gene Ontology annotation, biological process: cellular response to growth factor stimulus; heart development; dorsal/ventral pattern formation. Gene Ontology annotation, cellular component: plasma membrane; BMP receptor complex. Lineage: Eukaryota; Metazoa; Chordata; Amphibia; Anura; Bufonidae. Bases 1 to 1530 code for a protein of 509 amino acids. Gene Ontology annotation, molecular function: SMAD binding; transforming growth factor beta receptor activity, type I; ATP binding. The record is from RefSeq and is a predicted model, not a curated record.
AUGGUGGGUGGUGGUGUAAUUUUUCCUAUACUCAUAAUGGUCACCUUUUUAUCUUCUAGCAUGGAAGACGAGGAGGUUAAAGGGAAUUCCGUCCAAUAUAAAUGUGUGUGUGAGGGGAUUUCCUGCGGCAGCAGAGACCGCUGUUACGGACAGCAAUGCUUUGCCUCUCUCAGUAUGAACGAUGGUCUCUUGGUUUCUCAGAAAGGCUGCUUCCAAGUCUACGAGCAAAGCAUAAUGACCUGCAAGACCCCUCCUUCUGCUGACCAGGCCGUGGACUGCUGUCAGGGCGACCUCUGCAACAUGAACAUUACAGCGCACUUACAAAGUAAGUCAGGCACCGCCGAGACGUUAAAUUCCAGCGUGGAAACCCUGGCAUUAUUUAUCCUGGCUCCAGUAGUCGUUCUAAUAGUGCUUUCAGUUGUGGCCCUUCUGAUCUUUCAGAAAAUUCAACAACGGCACAUGGAGCGGUUGAGUACACGAGAUGCGGAGUAUCGGACUGUAGACGGGCUGAUCGCGUCCAACGUGGGGGACAGCACCCUUGCGGAUCUGCUGGAUCACACGUGCACCUCUGGCAGUGGGUCUGGUCUUCCCUUCCUGGUGCACAGAACACUCGCCCGCCAGAUCACCCUUGCAGAAUGUGUUGGUAAGGGUCGGUACGGAGAAGUAUGGCGCGGCCACUGGCAAGGGGAAAGCGUCACCGUUAAGAUCUUUUCAUCCCGAGAUGAGAAGUCCUGGUGCAGAGAGACUGAAUUAUACAACACGGUGCUGUUAAGACAUGAAAACAUCCUAGGUUUCAUUGCCUCCGAUAUGACUUCAAGAAACUCCAGCACACAGUUGUGGCUUAUUACGCACUACCAUGAAUUGGGAUCUCUCUACGAUUACUUACACGUAACCACAUUAGACACGGUGACCUGUCUCAGAAUUGUCCUUUCCAUAGCCAGCGGACUAGCACAUUUACAUGUGGAGAUUUUUGGUACGCAGGGGAAACCUGCUAUUGCUCAUCGGGAUUUAAAGAGCAAGAACAUUCUAGUUAAGAAGAACGGACAGUGCUGCAUUGCUGAUCUAGGAUUGGCCAUGAUUCACUCACAAUCAACCAAUCAGCUCGAUGUUGGGAGUAACCCCUAUGUAGGAACCAAGAGGUACAUGGCUCCCGAGGUCCUCGAUGAGACGAUCCAAGUGGAUUUUUUUGACUCUUACAAAAGAGUUGAUAUUUGGGCUUUUGGCCUGGUCCUCUGGGAGGUCGCCAGACGCAUGGUUAGCAAUGGUAUUGUUGCAGAUUACAAACCUCCCUUUCAUGACGUUGUUCCUAAUGAUCCUAGUUUUGAAGAUAUGAAGAAAGUUGUCUGUGUGGAUCAACAAAGACCAAACAUUCCUAAUAGAUGGUUUUCAGACCCAACGCUAACAUCCCUGGUUAAAUUGAUGAAGGAAUGCUGGUAUCACAACCCAUCGGCAAGACUCCCAGCCUUGCGCAUCAAAAAGACUUUAACCAAAAUUGACAAUUCUUUAGAUAAACUGAAAUCGGACUGCUGAACGUC